Messenger RNA from Brassica oleracea var. oleracea, 865 nucleotides. RefSeq names its product dirigent protein 16. NCBI's taxonomy places the organism in Eukaryota, Viridiplantae, Streptophyta, Magnoliopsida, Brassicales, Brassicaceae. The coding region runs from base 35 to 772 and encodes 245 amino acids. The transcript has a single exon. The record is from RefSeq and is a predicted model, not a curated record.
UCAAAAUCUUCUUCCAACACACCUGCAGCGCUCCAUGAUGAUGAUUAAGCAAUCACCAUUCUUGCUUUUAACAGCAAUCUUCUUGUUCACAGUUUUUGUUUUCGCAGAAGCACUUGAUCCUGCACCUGAAGACCCCGUUUUCGAACUCUACAUGCACGACAUACUUGGAGGAGGCAGCCCCACAGCGAGGCCCAUCACGGGUUUGCUCGGCAACAUAUACAACGGUCAAGUUCCUUUCGCAAAGCAGAUUGGUUUCACUCCUCCAGAAAACGGUAUAGCCAUACCCAAUGCAAACGGUGCACUCCCAACGGUUAACGGUAUCAACGGUGUACCUCUCGGGACAGGCUUGUCUGGUACAGCUUACUCUGGUCAGAACCUGAACGGGAUCCAGACUCAGCUAGGUCCUGAUGGUCUGAGUCUCGGGUUUGGUACCAUAACCGUGAUCGAUGACAUACUCACAUCUGGUCCUGACUUGGGUUCUCAGCCGCUUGGUAAGGCCCAAGGAGUUUAUGUUGCAAGCUCUGGAGAUGGAAGCACACAGAUGAUGGCUUUCACAGCUAUGCUUGAAGGUGGAGAGUACAAUGACAACCUCAACUUCUACGGAAUUUACAGGAUAGGAAGCGCCAUGUCGCAUCUGUCAGUGACUGGAGGAACAGGUAGGUUCAAGAAUGCUUGUGGGUUUGCAGAGGUCAGGCCAUUGAUUCCAUCUGGUCAACAUUUUGUGGACGGAGCAGAGUCUUUGCUGAGGAUCAUUGUCCAUCUUAAGUACUAAACAAAACAAUAAAGGAGCCUUACAUAAAGACUUUAAGAAAAUUGUGCAUGUCUGUAUGUGUCUGAAUGUUCUUGUUUUGUUGUUGUAUGUAAA